Molecule: messenger RNA, 480 nt
Organism: Peronospora matthiolae
Lineage: Eukaryota; Oomycota; Peronosporomycetes; Peronosporales; Peronosporaceae
Source: the annotation of a GenBank genome assembly
AUGAGCAGCGUGCGUCUAUUUUUUGCAUUAUCAAGCUUGAUUGGACUGCGACUGACUCAUGGCGACGUUCCUAAUGCCUACAUGAAAGGUUUACUGCACGAACUCAUCUACAUGAAGUCACCCAGGGAGCUGGGCGUCGAGGCGGGCAAGGUACUCAAGCUGCUAAAGCCAUUGUAUGGACUUAAACAGUCGGUUCGCUGCUGGAAUGGGACAAUGAACGAGAACAUCAUCACACUUGGUUUUAUCAAUUCAAGACUCGACCCGUGCAUCUACUACAAGCGCGGAAAAAAGGAGCGGGUGAUGUUCCUUGGACUUUACGUGGAUGAUGUGCUGAUCGCGUUUCAUGACGAGGAGGAGCUGCACGAUGUUACACUGAAUCUGGAAGAGCGCUACAGCAUCAAGAUGCUCGGGCCAGUGAAGAAAUUUCUUGGUAUCGCAGUGCACGAGACCUCGCGAAGUAAUUAUCUCAGCAGAGCAUGA